This is a messenger RNA of Syzygium oleosum, 1594 nucleotides long. RefSeq names its product vacuolar protein sorting 38. The record is from RefSeq and is a predicted model, not a curated record. The transcript has 6 exons. Gene Ontology annotation, cellular component: endosome; lytic vacuole. Gene Ontology annotation, biological process: SNARE complex assembly. The coding region runs from base 230 to 1306 and encodes 358 amino acids. Lineage: Eukaryota; Viridiplantae; Streptophyta; Magnoliopsida; Myrtales; Myrtaceae. Gene Ontology annotation, molecular function: SNARE binding.
ACGAACAGCAGCUCCGAGCGACGACCCCUCUCAACUUUUUCUUUUCCUGCGCGAGAAACCAAGCAGCAACUUUCCCGAGAAAAUCACACACUCGUCCUAGAAAAUGGACCGGACGUCCUGACGCUCGAGCCCUAAUCCCCGCCGGCCGCCCGGAGGACGAUGAGGUCGACCCAUGACGUGUCCUCGAAACGCCGCAUCCAAUCUCGAUCUCUAGCCGCCGCCGCCGCCGAUGGAAACGAGACCGACCGCCGCUCGGGAGCCCAGGGAGACCGAUCCGCCAUCGCCGCCCACCGGGGCGGCGUUGAUCGAGUGGGAAGAUUUCGAGCCGGAGCUCGCCCGGCUCGUGAGCCUCUCCUGCGCCCUCGAAGAAGCUAAGGAGAAGAAGCGGGUGCUUCAGCGGAAGCUCGAGUCGCUGAUUCAGGUUAAAAACGAGUCCUUGAGAAGAAUGAAUGAGCUUGAGGAAAUGCGGGAAAAAGUGGAAGGUAGAAAGCUAGUGAUGCAGAACUUGUCGUUGCGUACGAAGGUUGUUGUGGAAGACGCUAAAAGGAAAGAGGAAGAUCUUGCAGCUGAAGUUAGGUCAUUGUUAGUUGCAGGCACAGCUCUUUCGGUUGCCCGGAAACGACUGCAGGAAUCAAAUAGGAUACUUGGGCAAAGGGGUUAUGGCAAGCUAAAAAAUUUGCAAAAGAUGCUAAGAAUGAGGGAGCAGUACAUGGUAUCACAAGUUUCAGUGCUCUAUCCUGUUAAAAUAUCUGUUGGACAAGCGCAAGAGCAAGAACUUGAAUCAUUUCCAAGCACUACUAGAUCAGUUUCAGGUAGCUCUGCUGGUUCGAAGCCUGUAAAUCUUGAAUCCUUGACGAUUAUCGGCCUGCAAUUGACCAUGCUUCCAUUUACAAGGAUGAGUUUUUUUAUGGAUAAAAAGGAGGUCCAGAGGUCUGCGACUGCUUUGGCAUAUGUGGGGCAUGCCGUUUCUCUCAUUGCUUCCUACUUAAGAGUUCCUUUGCGUUAUCCUUUGCAUUUAGGUGGAUCUCAUUCCUAUAUAAUUGAUCAUGCCCCCUCCAUAGAAACAACUGCAACUGAUUCUUCAUCAAGUGCUACCCUACCUUCAAAUAUUAAAUCCAUAGAGUUUCCACUAUUUUUAGAAGGUCAGGAUACGACAAGAGCAGCUUAUGCUGUAUUCCUCUUGAACAAGGAUCUAGAGCAGCUAUUGAAUUUCAUCGGUGUUAAGAGCUUAGGACCACGCUACGUAUUAGCUAAUCUGAAGGAACUCCUCAGGACUAUUUUGUCUGCAGAUUUCAUAGAUACAUGAUUAAAUGUUGUCUAGGUUCUCUCUGUAAAUGGAUCAUGUGUGAUGGAGGUGCAAAUUUUUGCUUGCGCACCCCACCUUAAUGGUUUUUUCCUAUUUUUCUCUUUGGCUUACAAUUGAUGAGCGACACCUUGCGGAUUGAGGAUGGUCUACUAAUCAUGGAGCUGUAAGAGGAUUGUAUAGAUUUCUGACGGUUAAUUCUUUCAACCUUGGAAGGUUGGUAUACGGAAUUGUAACUUCAGCAAAGAAAAAGAAGAGAAGUCGUUUAAUCUAACGAUACAGUUGUACCAA